GUCUGCAAGCUUACAAGCCACGCCUUCUUUUCUGAGCUACAACACAUACACACAAACACCCUCACAGCAGCUAGCCUAGCCACGAGGAGGUGCUGGUAUGGCCCUCCCAGAACCCCAAGAGCAGAUGUGCUUCUCUCCUGAGGAGCUACUGGCCAAAGAUUUUGCAGUGGAUGAGUUUGUGGCGCGUUGUCGAAGGCGAGUCACGAUGGAGGGUCUACGCGAGGAGUUGCACGGCUACUUCAAGACGCUCAAGAGUGCCAUGGUGGAGCUCAUCAACCAGGACUAUGCAGACUUCGUUAACCUCUCCGCUAAUCUGGCUGGCAUUGACAAGUCGAUUGGCAGUCUCAUGUCUCCUCUCAAGCAGCUUCAGACGGAGAUCAAAGAGAUCAAGUGUGCUAUGACGGAGGCCAUUGAUGCUGCUCAGAGCAAGAUGAACACCAAGACGGAGAUAUCGGAACAGAAGAACACGCUAACUCGAUUGAUAGUGGUACUAGAGUCGAUGGAGCGGCUGGAGCGAUUACUGCACAUACACUCGGACAAGGACACUUCAGGAAUCAUGGCACUACCUCAAACAGGUGCGGCCUGGGAGCCGGUUGUCAUGGAGAGAGUUGCUAUGGAGUUCAACAAACUGCAGUACAAUGCGUCCCUAGUUACCAACCAUCCUCUUAUUGAGAGCUCCAAUGAGCGUAUAUCUGGCAUCACUCAGAGUGUACAGUUGUGGUUAGAGUCUUCAUUUAGGGCGGGGUUAGCCCGGGAGGAUAGAGGGGCUCUCAUCAGCUGUCUACAGACCUACAAUCUGAUUGGACGCCACGAGGCAGCGGAGGCAAUGUUCAGGACCACCAUAAUACACCCUUACAUAGACAAGUUGGUGACUACUAAGAAUCUUAUCUCUCACGCUCAAGGUCUGGGCGGACUGUACGCUGACAUCCUGACCUUUGUACCCAAGGCCUGUUCACUACUCGUCAGUAUAACGAGUGGGGGUUCCUCUGAUAAUUCUGUCAAGGGAUUCGAUUUCCUCGUCAACUCUGUCUGGCCAGAAAUGGUAUCUCUCAUCGAGCGCAAGAUUUCCGUUAUCUUUGCUCCAGGAAAUCCCGACACCUUCCAUCAGAACUACACGACUACGAUGGAUUUUGUGAGCUCCUUUGAGAAGCACUGCUCCACAGAGAGCUCCAUCAAACGCCUGAGGGCACAUCCCACCUACAACUCCUUCAUGGCAAAAUGGAGCUUGCCUGUCUAUUUCCAAAUACGGUUCCAGGACAUAGCUGGAUCAGUUGAGAGCAGUCUAUCCUUCCCACUAGUGAGAGCAGAGGCCUCUGAGGAUCAUCCCUUCCAACUGGAGGUGUUUGGUAGAGUGUGGUUGGCAUGGCAACAGUGCUGGAGCCCGGACGUGCUCAUCCCGGCACUCACACAUCGCUUCUGGAAGCUAUCUCUCCAGGUACUCAUGCGGACAGCUGUAUGGCUUGAGGGACUUUGUACAGAAUGUUCAAAGGUACAGCCCUCGGCUGAUGGGAGGAGUCUCACUCGCCCACUCUCACUACAGGACACUCUACUCGUCAUUGCAGACCUGGAGCAACUUUCAACACAGAGCCCCAACCUUGCCAAGAUGGCCCACCCCCACAUCCCCAGCUCAGCAGAGAGUAUGGUCCAAGAGGGACUGGAGGAUGCUAGACAGCAACUGGACUCCUUGGUACCACGAUUGGCCACCCUAGUGGUGGAGGAGAUUGCCAGUGAAUGCAGUAAGAGUCUAGAGUCGGCACAAACCAUUCCUCGCUUGUUUAGACGGACGGGGAGACAGGUACCCUCGAAGCCGUCCACUUAUGUUGCCAUGGUUCUACGACCCCUUGAGGUCAGGCUGUCUGAUUUCCCAUCUAAAUACAAGAAAGAGUGGACUAAAAGCGUAGUGGAGCUUGUCACAGAGAAUUACUAUCGAGUGACGUCAGAGCUACUGUUGAAUGUGAAACGAACAGAGGACAGUUUAUUGAAACUGAACGCUUACCGGAAGUCUAGUGCUCCAUCACCAAGUGAGGGCAUGACUGAUGACAACAAGAUAAGGUUACAACUCGCACUGGACGUUGAACACUACUCAACACACUUGGCUAGUCUAGAUGGUGAGAGUCUACAGCUCACACCAGUCAAGCAACUACUAGUUAUGGGCCAAACCUCAAAGACCACGGCUCUAGAGACUGUUCAAGAAAACUAACCGACUCAAUCCCAUGAACACAUUCAAUAUAUCAAUAUUUGAUUUCCUUGUUUAUUGUUUUGUACUCAUGUGUAUAUGACAAUGUAUAUUGAAAUAAGAUUGUUUACAAACAGUA
Halichondria panicea is the source of this 2315-nucleotide messenger RNA. Its product is annotated as conserved oligomeric Golgi complex subunit 2-like. Gene Ontology annotation, cellular component: membrane; COG complex. The transcript has 16 exons. Gene Ontology annotation, biological process: protein transport; intra-Golgi vesicle-mediated transport; Golgi organization. Lineage: Eukaryota; Metazoa; Porifera; Demospongiae; Suberitida; Halichondriidae. Bases 98 to 2200 code for a protein of 700 amino acids. The record is from RefSeq and is a predicted model, not a curated record.